Amoebophrya sp. A25 is the source of this 1410-nucleotide messenger RNA. Lineage: Eukaryota; Dinophyceae; Syndiniales; Amoebophryaceae. The record is from the annotation of a GenBank genome assembly.
GCACCGUGGUCGUGCACUUUCUGCUGCAACCGUGACAAAUUUCCACGCUAGAAGCAAGAGCAACCCUCAAAUGAAGCGCCUCCCGCCACCUGGUCGCAGAACCGUUCGUCUCAUCAAAGACGUAAAAGCCGGAGAAGUGCUAACCGUUUCGUACCUAACUCCCGAAGACACCUACUCGCCAACAGCGGUCCGUCGAAUGCUACUGUGGAACAGCAAAGAGUUUUUCUGCAAGUGCGAGAGUUGUUGUACAAUAAAGGAGGAGCAAGACUCUUCGGAUGAAAGUGAGGCAUCGUCAUCUAAGGAGUCUGUCAAGUGCACUGCGGUUGCUCCUGAAACAGACAAGAGAGAUUUCUUGCGUGAUCGGCUGGUGCAAAGUCUCCUCUUGUCGAGUCCUACUGAGCGUGAAGCCGUUGUAGCCUCUUGGCCUGCGGAAAUGCAACAACUCGUCGCAACAAUGGGCCGGCCACAAGGCGCAAAUCAAUUUCUCAAGUUCCUAAUCGAGGAUGAAGUGGAGAGAACGGUGAAGAAAGACAUGAAAGGGCAAGGACGUCUUGGUGGAGGUGAUGUUGGUGCUGUUGUGGGCUCGUCGCAGGAUGUUGUUGCAAUGACGACCGCCCAAAAGCAGACUAAAGACCUAGGAAUACAUACGGGAAUGAGCACUUCUGCACCACGAAAGCAACGGGCAACAUUAGCAGGAAGCGCCUCAGGAACACCGUUUGAGUUCUCCUUCGCUCUGACUGAUGCUGAAAAAGCGUACGAAUCUGAGUGCGCUGAUUUCGAAAGAUGCGCCAAGAUUGGAAACAAUGGCCUCACAAUGUCCCGUCUCAAGCGCUUCAUAAACUUCGAGGAAAAACUACAAGAACCGCUUGAAUUAGGACUCAUUUUGAUAUCGGUGUUCGUGGUGUAGAUGGUGUUGAUACUCCUUCUCCUCUGGUAUUUGUAGAAAAGCAUAUAAUUCUCAGUCCGAUCCAUCGACCUAGGAAUAAAAAGAUCUCCGCCCGCCCCACCUGUUUAUCACUCGUUCCUCUUCUUCUUCUAAUCUCCACUUCGCACUACCUGCGGCAACGCUAUCUCGCUUUGAAGAUUCAAGCUUGCGGCGCAGUCGGAAACCAGCGACGCGGACCUUUUAUCGAGUAUUGCGAGAAUAUCGAGACAAAAUUUGGAAUCUAUCAUCCGUACACAGGUAUGAGCUGGGAAGAGUUCUGGGAUGAAGAGAUUGAAGGUGCAACAAAUCCUGUUUCUUCGGAUGCCCCAACGGUUGCGAGGAAGAUUUUAACGUCUUGGGGAACCAGCUUGGGCGAAAAUCAUUCGUGGAUGGAGCAUUUUAGAGAAAAAUGCAAAGGUAUGGGUGUCAGGAUAAGCAUGUAAAACAACUACGGCACAGGAACAAGAUGUAGUUGGUAGUAGAAG